Eruca vesicaria subsp. sativa (arugula) is the source of this 1410-nucleotide messenger RNA. The record is from the annotation of a GenBank genome assembly. NCBI's taxonomy places the organism in Eukaryota, Viridiplantae, Streptophyta, Magnoliopsida, Brassicales, Brassicaceae.
AUGGCGAUGAGGAGGGGAUACGCGUUGUUCUCGUUCCUUGCGUGGACGACUUUGUUCACUUCCUCAGUAAGAAGCGAGGAAACGGAGACGAAGGAGUUCGUGUUGACCUUGGAUCACUCCAACUUCACCGAUACUAUCAACAACCACGAUUUCAUCGUCGUCGAGUUCUACGCCCCUUGGUGUGGACACUGCAAGCAACUAGCUCCUGAGUACGAGAAAGCUGCGUCGGAGUUGAGCAGUCACGUGCCUCACGUGGCACUUGCUAAAAUCGAUGCAAGUGAAGAAACAAACAAAGAGUUUGCAACUCAGUACCAAGUUCAAGGUUUCCCUACUCUCAAGAUCUUCAGAAACGGAGGUAAAGCUGUUCAAGAAUACAACGGACCUCGUGAAGCUGACGGUAUUGUUACUUACUUGAAGAAACAAAGCGGACCUGCUUCUUUUGAGAUUAAGUCUGGCGAUGAUGCUUCUGAGGUUGUUGGUGACAAGAAAGUUGGAGUUUUCCCUAAAUUAGCUGGCUCAGAGUUUGAUUCUUUCUUGGCUGUUGCUGAGAAGUUGCGCUCUGACUAUGAUUUUGCACAUACCUCUGAUGCUAAGCUUCUUCCUCGUGGAGACUCUGUGACAGGACCUGUUGUCAGGCUAUUCAAACCCUUCGAUGAACUCUUUGUUGAUUCCAAGGAUUUUGAUGGAGAAGCUUUGGAGAAGUUUGUGAAAGCGAUGUUUUUCAUUAACUUCACCGGAGAAGGAGCUGAGACUCUUAAAUCAAAGUACCGUGAAGUUGCUACAUUCAACAAGGGACAGGGCCUUAGCUUCCUUCUCGGUGAUGCUGAGAACAGCCAAGGCGCAUUCCAGUACUUUGGACUUGAAGAGAGCCAAGUUCCUCUCAUCAUCAUCCAAACUGCUGAAGACAAGAAAUACCUGAAAACAAAUGUGGAGGUUGAGCAGAUUGAAUCAUGGAUCAAGGACUUCAAGGAUGGAAAAGUGUCUCCUCACAAAAAGUCUCAACCUAUCCCUACAGAAAACAACGAGCCUGUGAAGGUUGUUGUUGCUGAGAGCCUUGAUGACAUGGUCUUCAACUCUGGAAAGAACGUGUUGCUAGAAUUCUAUGCACCAUGGUGUGGACACUGCCAAAAGCUUGUUCCAAUCUUGGACGAAGUCGCUGUGUCUUACCAAAGCGACCCAAGUGUUGUCAUUGCUAAGCUAGACGCAACUGCAAACGACUUCCCACGUGAUACUUUCGAUGUGAAGGGAUUCCCAACCAUCUACUUUAGAUCAGCGAGCGGAAACGUUGUGGUGUACGAAGGAGACAGGACGAAGGAAGACUUCAUAAGCUUCAUCGACAAGAACAAGGACACAGCUGAAGAGACUAACGCGGAGGAGAAGACAACCGAGUCCUCUAAGGACGAGCUCUGA